GUAAUAUGACCUCAUUUCCGGAACAAUGGCUGCCAAAACAAUGGCAAGAAUGUUUACAAACCCUGAACCAAAUUUAACUCAGCUCCAAAAAUAUAAAGUUCGGGUAUUUAGUCUGUCAGGCGUCUUGUGAAGUAUGCCGUGAAUAAUGAGCCUCGGUUACGGCGUGAAUUUAUUUAUUUAUUUAUUUAUUUAUGAAGUGCGACACCACUUACUUAGAUAGCUAAUUCUAAUGUUAGCUUAGCUUAGCUUAUCUUAGCUACAACAGGUGCUCACUGGACCAGAACCAGAGCACAUCAUGCUAAUAGUCAACUGUGUCAGAUACUAAUGCGUUAGAAUUAACAAUAAUCCUGCUGAUUAUCCGCUCUUAUGAAGCAGCACUGAACGCUAGCUGACUGCAGAAUGUCCAGUCCGAACGCGAACACACCAGGACCUGUAGCGCCAUCAGAGAAGGUGGAUCAGGUCAUGCAGCCGGUUCUGUUUGAAGUCUUUGGGGAGAUCUGGAAGGUACAGGCUCGGCUGGGACAGGGAGGUUCUGCUUCUGUGUACCAGGUGAGCUCGGUCAGGUCCAGCUCUGCUGCUGUGAAAGAGUUCCUGCUGGAUACACAAGGCGGGGAUUACGGCUAUCUCAAAGAAAGAUCCGUGCUAGAGGACAUCCAGGGCCAUAAAAAUAUCGUGACGCUGUAUGGUGUGUUCACCAAUCACAACCAGCUCGGCGUAGCGACACGCUGCUUGCUGCUGGAGCUUCUGGAUGUGAGCGUGUCAGAUUUGCUGGUGAGAGGAAGCAGUCAAGGCCACUCCAUGUGGCUGAUCCAGCACUGCGCUCGUGAUGUCCUGGAGGCGCUGUGCUUCCUGCACCGAGAGGGAUACGUGCACGCUGACCUCAAGCCUCGCAACAUUCUCUGGAGCCCUGAUGACGAGUCCUUCAAGCUCAUCGAUUUUGGGCUCAGCUUUAAAGAGGGGCACCAGGAUGUGAAAUACAUCCAGACAGAUGGGUACCGAGCCCCUGAGGCUGAGCUACAGAACUCACUGGCUCAGGCAGGGCUGGAGGGAGACUCAGGCUGUACCACUGCUGUGGAUCUGUGGAGCCUGGGCAUCAUUCUGCUGGAAAUGUUCUCAGGAAUCAAACUAAAAGAAACCGUCAAGUCUCAGGAAUGGAAGGACAACAGUGCUGCAAUAGUGGAUCACAUCUUCUCAAGCAAUUCUGUGGUGUACCCUGCUAUCCCUGUCUACCAUCUGAGAGAUCUCAUUAAAAGCAUGCUUCACCACAACCCGAAUGGCAGAAGCACAGCGGAAGCUGCACUGAUCAGCCCCUUCUUCAGUAUUCCCUUCGCCCCUCACAUCGACGACUUGGUUCUUCUGCCUACACCCAUCCUCAGACUGCUCAACGUGAUCGAUGACAGUCAUUUACACAACGAUGAUGAAUACGAAGACAUUAUUGAGGACAUGAGAGAAGAGUGUCAGAAAUAUGGAUCAGUCUUAUCGCUGUUGAUUCCAAAAGAAAAUCCCGGUAAAGGCCAGGUCUUCGUCGAGUAUGCAAACGCCGGAGACGCCAAAGAAGCCCAGAGGCUGCUGACAGGCCGUACGUUCGAUGGCAAAUUUGUGGUGGCCACUUUCUAUCCACUGAGUGCCUAUAAAAGAGGUUACCUGUACCAAACCGUGCAGUAAGGGGGACUUACACAAUAACAAUAACACAAUCUACACAAUCUGUUCCAGUGUGAAGAUUGCUCAGUUGUAAAAGACCAUCCUGCUAUCACGAGUAUCUCGGAUCAUCUUUACUAUAAAAAAAACUACUUUUUUUUAAUGUGUGCUCAAUAUACAUAUAGUUUUGUUCUAUAUUUCUAUAGAAAUAAAUUUCUUCUUCCAUG
Molecule: messenger RNA, 1865 nt
Organism: Tachysurus fulvidraco (yellow catfish)
Lineage: Eukaryota; Metazoa; Chordata; Actinopteri; Siluriformes; Bagridae
Gene: uhmk1
Product: U2AF homology motif (UHM) kinase 1
Exons: 8
Coding region: 400-1665 (421 amino acids)
Biological process (GO): positive regulation of translational initiation; regulation of protein export from nucleus; peptidyl-serine phosphorylation
Cellular component (GO): nucleus; neuronal ribonucleoprotein granule
Molecular function (GO): RNA binding; ribonucleoprotein complex binding; ATP binding
Source: RefSeq, a predicted model, not a curated record